AUGCAUCCACCCAGAAACCGCCCAAAUUCCGCAUUCCAGCCCUCUCGCGAGUACCUGAUACUAGCACCAUGGAAAAUCUGGGAGUCAGUGGCCGUCAACCUCACCAAUGUCCCCGCAGAAGCGAGCACCCAGGAUCUUUGGAGAGCGUUCAAGAAUGAGGGCGACAUACUUUCGAUUGACAUAUUCGAAGACUUCAAUGGAACCAGAGACCAAAAAGCAAAAAUACGGUUCAGGCCUCCCCCGGAGACCGAUUUUUGGAACAGCAGGACCAGGCGUAUCACACUCCAGAGCGGGGGAGUAGUCAACGUCAAUAUGAGCCUUGACCUCAGGCCUCCGGACUGGAAAGUUCCCAGUCCGGUCCAGAAGGGAAUUAGUUAUCCAGCAGAAGUUAAAAUACCUGUCUCCUCGGUAGACAUCGGAGUCCUAGUUGAUGAGACUACGAUGGUACCAAUGCGCACUGUGAGGUCAUUGACGACGCCGAAUGCCUCCCUGGUGUUGGACUUGAGAAAGAAAAAUCUGGUUGUAUACUUCGAGCUUCAUCCUUUAAGCUCGCCGGUUCCACUGAAAUAUCGCCUCACGAUUCGCUUCUCACAGCUUGAUAGGUUCUUUCAGGCCGAAAAUCUCACAACUGAGGGUGUUUCUCACUUCACUUUCCUCAGCUCUCCGCCUAUAUAUCACCGUCAAAUCAGGCACACGCAAAACACGUUUACAAACGAGACAUCAUGGCGAGAGACAGAUACAUGGUUCAGGCAAGCUCAUAUCGUCCACAACCCACAAGAGCUGGCUACUGUUCCUGUGAACUUACGGAAGUUGAACCCAAUCAUUGACAUUGGUCGUUGGAACGCAUUUCGGAUAAAUUACCCCAAGAACUGCGACGCCGAAGCAAGAUUCAUCUCUUUGUGUGCCAUCCUAGGUGAUUAUAAUAUUAUUUUCGAAGAUACAAAUCGAUUCACCUUGCGUGAAGAACGCCUUGCACCUAUUUGGGAGUGGAUUGACCUCGACCCCAAGGCUUCUGGCACGUCGUCCAGCUCUCUCCACGACCUCUUUGACACAAGCCAUGUUCAUUUGCCUUUCGCAGUACGCUACCUAUUGGAAGUAUGCACAAGUAAUGGUUAUCUCUCCGAGUUCACCAUGCCACGUGAGUUCGCUUUGAAGUUGGCUGAACUGGAGGAGGUCCAGGCAAGAAAGCUUCUUGAACAUGUCGCUCUCCAGAAGAAAACAUACUACAAUCCGAUGGAAAUUUUUGAUAUCAAGUUUGUCAAAGGGGCGACAGUAGGAAAGAUACCAUCCUACUGCUGCCACAUGCGUUCUGCAAGAAUCACCCCUAGUACGGUUUACUACAAUGUGCCUUCUGUCGACAUCUCGAAUCGCGUUAUUAGACAUUACGUUCACCUUGCUGACAACUUCCUUCGAGUCAGAUUCACAGAUGAAAAACACAUGGGUCGGAUCAAUGCUACUGCUGAUGAUACCAUGGACGAGGUGUUUACCCGCGUCAAAAGAGCGUUGGCGAACGGUAUCACUAUUGGAAGCACACGUUACGAGUUUCUCGCCUUUGGAAACUCCCAGUUCCGUGAGCAUGGCGCGUACUUUUUUGCCCCAAAGGACGGUGUAACUGCCGCUAGUAUUCGCGCCUGGAUGGGACAAUUCAGUCACAUCAGAAACAUUGCUAAGUAUGCCGCUAGGCUAGGGCAGUGCUUCUCUACCACCCGAGCCUUCUCCGGGUGCACCGCACAUGUCAAGAAAAUCAACGAUGUUGAGCGGAAUGGUUAUACCUUCUCAGAUGGCGUCGGUAAGAUAUCAAAGUUUCUUGCCCAGAUGGCGGCGUCGGAGCUCAAAAUCAAGACGCCUACCAAGGAACCACCCUCUGCCUAUCAAUUUCGCCUUGGAGGCUGUAAAGGAAUGCUCAUUGUCUCUCCGGAAGCUCAACGUCAGGAGGUACAUAUUCGGAAGAGUCAAUACAAGUUUCCGGCUCUGUCUCAAGGGUUGGAAAUCAUUCGCUGGUCCCAGUUUACUAUCGCAACCCUCAAUAGACAGCUAAUUCUUGUACUUUCCACUCUCGGGGUUACUGACAGCAUGUUCCAUCGGAAGCUCAGAACAAUGCUGAGAAGUCUGGACGAAGCAAUGGAAAGUGACCCAAAGGCAGUCUAUCUACUCAGGAAAUAUGUGGAUCCUAGGCAAGUCACCCUGACCGUUAGUCAAAUGGUUCUCGACGGCUUUAGAAAGUCAAACGAGCCGUUCGUGACUUCCCUUUUUACUUUAUGGAGGGUAUGGCACCUAAAAUAUCUGAAAGAAAAGGCAAGGAUAGCCAUCGAUGAAGGUGCAUGUCUCUUGGGUUGUAUGGACGAGACUGCAACACUUAAAGGGUACUUCACCGAUCGGAUACCCAAGAAAGAUGCUUCCCUCGAGGAGAAGAUUGCAGCCCUGCCAGAGAUAUUCGUGCAGAUAUACAUUGACGACAAGUACAAGAUAGUUGAAGGACUAUGUAUCCUGGCUCGCAACCCUUCUCUUCAUCCUGGCGACAUUCGUGUGGUUAGGGCUGUCAACGCUCCAAGCCUGCACCAUCUCAAGGACGUAGUUGUCUUGCCACAGACUGGCGACCGCGACGUUGCAAGCAUGUGCUCCGGUGGUGACCUUGAUGGAGACGACUACCUUGUAAUUUGGGACGAGGAUCUUCUGCCGGGCGAUUGGUUUCGCGAACCCAUGAAGUACGAUAGCGAGAAAGCUCAUGAGCUCGACCAUGAUGUUACGGUCAACGAAGUCACAUCGUUUUUUGUCACUUACAUGAAAAACGACUGUCUUCCCACAAUUGCCCAUGCACAUCUCGCAUGGGGAGACUACCUUGACGGUGGCGUCAACGAAUCAAAAUGCGUACAGCUUGCCCAACUUCACUCGAAUGCGGUUGACUACAACAAGACAGGCAAUCCGGCUGUGAUGACCCGGGCUUUACGGCCCCGUAAAUGGCCUCAUUUCAUGGAGAAGAUCCACAAGCCUGAGCACACCAAGUACCGCUCGCGGAAAGUCCUUGGCCAGCUCUACGAUGCCGUAGAACGUGUUGACUUUGUCCCAAACCUUGAAAUGGAUUUCGAUAAACGAAUUUUAGACUGCAAUAUCGAAGUGCCUGAUGAUAUGUACGACUUUGCCAGAAGCCUCAAGGACGAAUACGACAUUGCUAUUCGUCGGAUCAUGGCACAGCAUGAGAUCAAGACGGAGUUCGAGGUGUGGUCCACGUUCGUCCUCAGCCACUCUAGGAUAGACAGGGACUACAAGUUUCACGAGACUAUCGGCGACGUGUCUUUGUCGCUGCAAGAAAGCUUCAAGAAGCGAGCAGUUGACAAAGUUGGCGGUCGGACAUUCGCAGUUCUCGCUCCCAUCGUCGUCGCUAUGUAUCGCGUCACCCACAAGGAGAUGGCUGCAGCACUGGCAAAGCAUCGGGAGGAGAGCCAGGGAGAGCCAGCGGCUCCAAAGAUAGAACAGCUGCCUUUGAUUAGCUUCCCAUGGAUAUUCCCGAAAAUCCUUGGCCAAAUCGCCGUGGGCCAUUACGAAUACUCAGACUCUACCAAUGCUCUCUCAACGAAGCCGUUCCUCGAACGACCCACGGGACACCAGAUUGGCGAAGCAGAGCUCGAUGCAUUCUUGAAGGAAGACGAUACGACCAAGCAGAGCGACCAAGCACCCAAUACACCCGGAAGUCCGCAAGGCGAUGAUCCCUUUGGUCUCGACCUACAUGAUAACGCUGACGCUACAACCGUCGCCAGCAACAAUAUGCCCUCCAGUGAGUGCAACAUUGAGUCGCUAGAGCAACUUCUCGGCUUCGGACCCCUGAAUGCCUCGAGUACGCCAUCCUCAUCGGUGAUAGUUCCCUCUGUUUCGGUCAAGGAAGGCACACUACUGGAUUUCGACCGCGACUUUUCCGCAGGCGGAUGGAACGCUGACCCUAAGGAAGCCACUUCGGAUCUAAUGGAGAACCAGUCUGCGCAGCAAGGGUGUGGCGAGCAGAAUGGCUUCCGUUUGAGCCCGUUGCUAGACAACGCUAUGACAGACUUUAAUGAGCAAGCGAGCGACAAGGGAAAGGAUUUCCCUCUGAGCCCGUUAACGUUUGAUGCUGCGCCAGGCUUGACGAAGCAGCCAGUGCAACAAGCGAGCGACAAGCGGGAUGGCUUCUCUCUGAGCCCGCUGACAGUCAAUACUGCAGCCGGCUUGAAGGAAAACCAGCCCACGGGCAAAGCAAAUGACAUCCAAAGUCGGGUGGUUGAGAUGGUGGAGGAGGAGUCUGAUGGAGGCGAAGAUCCCCUUGGUCUUGAUAAGCUGAACGAGCUGGCCGGUCUCUAG
Aspergillus mulundensis is the source of this 4329-nucleotide messenger RNA. RefSeq lists its product as uncharacterized. The transcript is spliced from 4 exons. Gene Ontology annotation, molecular function: RNA-directed RNA polymerase activity. Lineage: Eukaryota; Fungi; Ascomycota; Eurotiomycetes; Eurotiales; Aspergillaceae. Gene Ontology annotation, cellular component: nuclear RNA-directed RNA polymerase complex. The coding region runs from base 1 to 4329 and encodes 1442 amino acids. The record is from RefSeq and is a predicted model, not a curated record. Gene Ontology annotation, biological process: siRNA processing.